AUGAAAAAAUUAAAGAGUGAUAUUGCUGAUCCACUAUCAUCAGAAGAAAUGCCAGAUUAUCUACUGAAUGAUAGUCGAACAUUUGAACAGUACAUGGACGAGUCACCGUCGAUUGAAGAUCUACGACAGAUUGCAUAUUUCGAACAUAAAUCAGCACUAAUUGAAUUACAUCUUCUAUUUUGGACAGCUCAUUUGAAUUCGGGUACUGGUCAAUUGUUAAUUACGGAAUCAGCUGCAUGGCAAAUUUCGAAAUCGUCUACUCGUCGAAUCGGACGAGCUCGAUUUCAAUAUUGGUCGGAUAAAAUAAAAGCAAUCAUACUUGCUGAUGAUCAAGUCAAGGUUCCAAACAAUCGUGUCACUUACGAGAUGUGUUUCAAUUAUGUUACAGAGAAAAUUCGUCAGCUACGAGUACAACUCACAAAAUAUAGAACUGAACUGAAGCAACGAAAAGAACAACUCAAUACUUAUUUUACAGCAGCCAUCGAUGAAAAGAUCAAAUCGUUCGUUGAAGAAUAUGGUAUGACAUUACGUCGAAUCUUGAUUGAAAGUAAAAUUGUUGUUAUCAAAUGUGAUUACUAUGAUGAACUGUUCAAAUCGAAUUUUGAUUAUGAAAAUGCCUAUGCUCAUCAAUUGAAAUUAUUCGAGAAAAUAUGCCAAAGUAAAUUGAACAAAGAAACAGCUCGAAUGGAAGUGGAUUUAUUGAAGCAACGUGUUGUUCAUCAACACUAUUCGGAUUUAUUUCUUGCCUUUCGCAUACCAGAACCACCAGCUUUACUUACACUGCAAGAUCGAGGUGUUCGA
Messenger RNA from Adineta ricciae, 801 nucleotides. NCBI's taxonomy places the organism in Eukaryota, Metazoa, Rotifera, Eurotatoria, Adinetida, Adinetidae. The record is from the annotation of a GenBank genome assembly.